AUGAUGCCUGAUACGGCUGAUCGUUCCGGGCCAGAAACCGAAUACGCGGACCGUUCGGCAGCUGUAAUUGACGCCAUUAUGCUCCAGAAUUUAACUUUUCCACCCUACCUCAAUGCGUUGACAACUUCGAAUGUGAACGGUGCGGGGCCUGCACCUUCGCAGUUUUCUGGCACCGGAUCAGAAUCGGUUGCCCCCGAUGCUGGUGGUAUCACACCACCAAAACGUACGGCUGUGGCGGAUGUGAAGAGUGGUUUGCCUCUUUACAUAUCCAGAACAAAUGGAAAUCACACCAACGGGACGAGUAAACUGGACAGUCAUGAAACGUCCACCAACUGUGUUAUGGUACUCAAUGGCGGACCGGUCGAUUCCCUAAAAGAGACAACACCAAAUGGUUCACCCGCGGGUACGCUUACGUUGCGGACGACCACAGGUAACAACUUGAUCAAUGCAACGGCGGCCACCAUCUAUGCACUCCAACAUCCGCAGAAUGCAACCAUGCUAAAUGUUCCUUCGCAUCCACACCACCAACAUCCGAUGGCGGGGCCGCUGGCUGCAGUCUCACUGGCCGCAGUGGUCAACGGCAACAUGGCGGGCAAUGGUAUGACUCCGGCGCAUUUUCCCACCGUACCUGAUCAUACUGGUUACUUCCAGCCAGCU
Messenger RNA from Opisthorchis viverrini, 657 nucleotides. RefSeq lists its product as hypothetical. NCBI's taxonomy places the organism in Eukaryota, Metazoa, Platyhelminthes, Trematoda, Opisthorchiida, Opisthorchiidae. The record is from RefSeq and is a predicted model, not a curated record. The annotation marks the transcript as partial. The transcript has 2 exons.